AUGUCUGUGCUGUGGCUGCUUCUAGGCCUCCUUGUCCUUACAGGUUCAUCAGAAAGCAGCAGUUGGGGAUGCCGUGGAGACAUCCGGACCCUCCACACCCCUGGGGCGUCUUGUGCCAUCGGAAGGCGUCAAGGCCUGAGCUACUGUGGAGUUCGUGCUUCUGAAAGACUGGCUGAAAUAGACAUGCCGUCCCUCCUGAGAUAUCGACCUAUCAUACAUACUGUUGGCCAGAAGUACUGCCUGGACCCUGCUGUGAUCACUGGUGUCUUGUCCAGGCAGUCUCAUGGCAGCAACGUCCUGGCCAACGUGGACGGUGUGGAGUCAUUGCUGCAAAGACCCUGGUCUUUAUGCCCCACAUCCUGGUUCAGUGAGGCCCAGGUUUCCCGAGUGACUGAAGUACUGAAUGUACGAAUCAAAGAAACCCAGAGGAGGUUCCCAACCUAGACCCCUGACCAGUACCUGAGAGGUGGACUCUGUGCCUACACGGGAGGCGCUGGCUACAUCCGAAGCAGCCAGGACCUGAGCUGUGACUUCUGCAAUGGUGUCCUUGCACAAGCCAAGUACUUCAAGAGACAAGGCUUCUAA
Budorcas taxicolor (takin) is the source of this 585-nucleotide messenger RNA. Its product is annotated as lysozyme g-like protein 1. The transcript is spliced from 6 exons. Gene Ontology annotation, cellular component: extracellular region. Gene Ontology annotation, molecular function: lysozyme activity. Gene Ontology annotation, biological process: defense response to Gram-positive bacterium; peptidoglycan catabolic process. Lineage: Eukaryota; Metazoa; Chordata; Mammalia; Artiodactyla; Bovidae. The record is from RefSeq and is a predicted model, not a curated record.